Molecule: messenger RNA, 1194 nt
Organism: Paraglomus brasilianum
Lineage: Eukaryota; Fungi; Glomeromycota; Glomeromycetes; Paraglomerales; Paraglomeraceae
Source: the annotation of a GenBank genome assembly
AUGUCAAAGAUUGGUUUACUCCCAUUGUUUGGAAAAUAUCCGUGGCCAAUUGCUAUCUUCUCCCAAAUAACCUACCAUACUACAUUAUAUUGUGCUGCAACGGUCUUAAAGAGAAGCUUCACUCUUGGUGAAUUGUCAAUUGUAUCACAAUCUAUAACAUUUCUCGCGACAGAAGCAUCAAUUCUCACUUUGAAAAAGUAUCCCCUCCUUUCUCUUCCGUCAUUUGCAAGGAUUCCUCGCUCUCCGAUAAUAGCGUUACACAUCGGCUUAAUGUUGGGUGUUCUUGUUGUCGGUGUAUUAAUCUCGCCGGUACUAAUGAGAUCACGCAGACUGGCCCAGCAGCCAAGUUGGAGGAGCAAACAUUCUCAAGUGGUUGCAAACGAGAAGAAAUUUGUUGGAUUUGUAGUGUGUUUGGGGAGCAUAUUCGUAGUUGUAAGUGGCAUCGGGCAGUGGGUCGAGCUGAUGAUUGAGGAGAAUCCGUAUUUUUGGGUAAUUAACUUUGUAAUCGAGUCCCCCACACGGGUCAUGCUUGUGUGUUAUUGGAUCGUCACCGUAGUUGCGUCUAUCCUGGUAUACAUUAAUUUGAUAUAUUCGAGGCGAAGUUUUUCAUUAAACACCAAAAGAAAGUAUUUUCAUGGAUUGGCGGUUUUGCUGUUUAUACCUGGCUAUUUUCUCGAGCCCGAUUUCAUAAGUCUCGCCUUCAGCGUUGCAUUUGCUGCCUUUAUCUAUUGUGAAUAUUUGAGAUAUUUUGCAGUGUACCCUGUUGGAGCCAAACUUCAUAUAUUCCUGAGUGAGUUUGUAGAUAGUCGCGAUUCAGGUCCAUGUAUUUUGAGUCACUUGUAUUUAUUAGUCGGAUGUGCAGCAUGCGUAUGGCUACAAGGAAAUUCGCCUAUUGCUUCAAUGUCAGGAAUAAUCACUCUUGGACUUGGUGAUGCUAUGGCAUCCAUAAUAGGAAAGAAAUUUGGUAAACAUAGAUGGUCAGGUACCGUGAAGACAAUAGAGGGAUCGUUGGCAUUUCUAAUUGCUGAUUUGUUGGGAGGAUAUCUCGUUGGAUUGCUUAGCGGGCGUCCAAAUCAAUGGAUUCCAUACAUUAUUGUUGCUAUUGCAUCCACGCUUUUGGAGGCGUUUUCUCUUCAGAAUGAUAAUCUGAUAAUUCCUCUGUUUAUGUGGCCUAUGAUCAUUUUACUAUCGUAA